Molecule: messenger RNA, 1284 nt
Organism: Arthroderma uncinatum
Lineage: Eukaryota; Fungi; Ascomycota; Eurotiomycetes; Onygenales; Arthrodermataceae
Exons: 4
Coding region: 1-1284 (427 amino acids)
Biological process (GO): poly(A)+ mRNA export from nucleus
Cellular component (GO): nucleus
Source: RefSeq, a predicted model, not a curated record
AUGUCGGAGUCUCCAGAGCCGCGCCUGGACUCUCCAGCCCUCGACAAAGACGAAAACGAGGACGACGUGGCGCUUGAUAAGGAUAGAGAUAUUACAGCGGAUAUAUCUGACGACGAAUCAGUGCUUUCUGAUGUUGACGAGGCUCAGUUCGAAGGGUUCGACCCUGCAAAUGUCGCGAUUGAUGAUCGCCCAGCCCUCGCCAUCGACGAGGAGAACCUGAAACUGGUUGGUCGCCAUAAACGCAGGAGAACCGAGGAAGACGGCGAUGGCCAGACGAAGAAGAAAAAGAAGGAGGGGCGCAGAGAUAAGAAGAGCCAUCGAAAGAAGCAGGGCAGCGAGGAAUUCAGUGGCGGAGAGGAGAUGAAUGGCAAACGAAGGAGGAAACGCAGAGAGGAAGGGGGAGAACGCGCUCCGAGAACGAGCAAGAAGGCAGCUGAACCAGAGAUUGACGAGGAGUCGCUGGACCCUGCUACCAGGCGACGUCGUGCUUUGGACAGGAUGAUGGACGAAGCACUGAAGAAGCCUUUCAAACGGCGCAUCAGGAAGGCAGAUGGAAUUGAUUUGGCGGACUAUGCAGAUGCCGAGAUCGAAGACGUUCGCAAACGCAUGACUGAUGCGGCUCGACUUGAUAGUAUUGCUCGCAAAGAGAACCGUCCUGCAAUGCACAAACUCAAGAUGCUUCCGGAAGUUGUCUCUCUCCUCAACCGCAACCAAUACGUCAACAGUCUUAUCGACCCGGAGAUUAACCUGCUGGAAGCAGUCAAGUUCUUCCUUGAACCGCUGGACGACGGCUCGUUGCCAGCGUACAAUAUCCAGCGCGACCUACUCGGGGCACUACUAAAGCUGCCUAUCAACAAAGAGACUUUAAUCGCGAGUGGCAUUGGCAAGGUUGUGGUGUUUUAUACCAAGAGUAAGCGACCAGAGAUCGGAAUUAAGCGCCAGGCCGAACGACUCCUUGCAGAAUGGACCCGUCCCAUCCUCCAGAGAAGUGACGACUAUUCCAAACGGAACUAUAAGACUGUCGACUUUGAUCCUAGUCGACUCGCGGACCGGACAGUAUCAGCCGAAGCCUCAGCUGCUGAAGCGCGCGCUAGAGAGCUACUCCCGCCUCGUCUUGCCAACCGUGCCCGUGUCGAGAGCAGUCACACUACAUAUACCGUCGUACCACGCUCUAACAACAUUGCCGAGAGCAAGUUUUCGCGUCCACUUGGUGCCAGCGGAGAAGAUCGCUUUAGACGCAUGAAGGCCAGGCAGAUCGCGGCCUCGAAGGGAUCGAAGCGGUAG